UCAAGUCAGCCUACCAGCAGGAAGUCCUAGCGCACUCACUCGCAUUCAGUCAUUCUCCGCCGUGACCUGGGAGGACAUGGGCUAAUUUCACCCGGUCGAUCUAGCAUGCAUAACUGGACUAAAUCAUCGGUUCAUCGGCCCCAUGCCUUCUUCAGCAAGCAGUCGCAGCCGUGGGAAUUAGUGAACGAGCGAAGUUCGAAGUUGCCGUCAGUUCAGCGGCUGGAGUCCGCUGACUGGAGUCGGCAACAUGGCAAACGUUAAAGUGGCGAUUCGCGUGCGUCCACUCAAUUCAAGAGAAAGCGCGGAUGGCGGCCGACUGGCGGUGCAGGUGGAGGAGAAGGUGGUGAGGGUGAAGAACCUGAAGCUGGAGGGGAGAGCGGACUCCAGGGAGUGUCUGAUGGAGUUUGGCUUCGAUUACUGUUACUGGUCUGUUGACCCAGAGGGCCCCAACUACGCAUCCCAGGAGGAGGUGUUUCAGGACCUGGGCGUGUCGGUGCUGGCAGGAGCAUGGGAGGGCUACAACGUGUGUCUGUUUGCAUACGGCCAAACGGGUACCGGCAAGACCUACACCAUGAUUGGCACACCGGAUUCCAUGGGACUGACUCCGAGGAUUUGCCAGGGGCUGUUCCACUCGCCCGAGGCGUCUCCUAAUGGACAGACAUCUUCUCGUGUGGAAGUCAGUUUCCUGGAGAUCUAUAAUGAGCGUGUGAGGGACCUGCUGAGGGAUGGGGACCAGAAGAAGCCGGCUGUGCUGAGGGUGAGGGAACACCCGGAGACCGGCCCAUACGUGCAGGGUCUGUCCCAGCACCAAGUGACGGACUACAAGCAGACGCUGGAUUUGCUGGAGAGAGGCAUCAGCAACCGCAUCACCGCGGCAACCCACGUCCAUGACGCCAGCAGUCGGUCACAUGCCAUCUUCACCAUCCAGUACACACAGGCCACCUUGGAGAACAACCUCCCCUCGGAGAUCGUGAGCAAGAUCAAUCUGGUGGACUUGGCCGGCAGUGAGAGGGCUGAUCCACAGUACUGCAGGGAUCGCAUCACAGAGGGGGCCAACAUCAACAAGUCCCUGGUCACACUGGGCAUUGUCAUCUCUGCCCUGGCCCAAAACUCGCAGAUGUUCAGCAGCUGUCCGAGCAUCAACAGCGUGGCGAGCGAGGCGGAGGGGAGCCUGCUAGGAGGCGGCGGCAGCAGCAUGUCCAGCUCUAGUGGCAGUGGUGGUGGAGGUGGGGGCGGUGGCCGGAGGCACUGCUUCAUCCCCUACAGGGACUCUGUUCUGACCUGGCUCCUCAAGGACAGCCUGGGCGGCAACUCCAAAACCAUCAUGAUAGCCACCGUUUCCCCCUCCUGCAGCAGCUACAGCGAGACCGUCAGCACCCUGCGCUACGCCGCGCACGCCAGGAACAUCGUCAACAAGCCCCGCGUCAACGAGCUGGAUGGCCCUGGGAACAAAGGACCUUCGCAGCCUGUCUGUCUUGCAGGAGAUGGCACGGAAUCUGUAGCUAAACAGGCUUCUUUGUUGGGCAAAGACAGAGUGCAAGGGGACGCCAACGUGAGGCUGAUCAGGGAACUGCGCGAGGAGAUUGAUCGUCUGAAGACCAUGCUGCUCGGCUUUGAAAUGCAGCGAAACCCCAGCCCAUCUUUGAGCGACGAGAGAGACGGGAGCCUGUCGGAUAUUGUGCUACAGAAUGAGCUCAAGGUGGACCAGCUGACAAAGGACUGGUCGGAGGGCUGGAGCCAUAAGCGGGAGCUGCUGGAGCAGUACAGCGUGGACAUAAAUCGGGACCGGGCCGGCUUCCUGGUCCACUCACUGGUGCCACACCUCAUCGCCCUGGACCGUGAUGUGCUCAGCACCGGGGUCACCUUCUACCACCUCAGGGAAGGGUUAACCAGAAUUGGAUCUCAAGCCACUGACCUGGAAGAGCCCCAGAUAGCCCUGCCAGGUAGUACCAGCUGUGAGAUUGAGAACCAAGGAGGCGUUGUGACCUUGAGGCCAACUCCGGAGCAGGUGUGCACCGUGAAUGGGCGGGAAGUGGCCGCCCCCUGCAGACUUGCACAAGGUGCAGUGAUAACCCUGGGACAGUACAAGUUCAGGUUUAACCAUCCUGCAGAGGCAGCCUUGCUGAGAGCGCGGAGGCGGACCAGUUCGGGUUCCCUGGACACCAGCGGUCCAUGCUGCGAGUCCAGCACUCCUGAUGCCGAUUGGAGGAGUGUGGAGGGAGACGGUUGCUCGGGAGACGCAUCUCCUCCUCCUCCUUCUCCACCACCUCCUCCUCCGCCGUGGCGUCGGGUGGAGGAGCAACAGCGCUAUGUGGAGCUCCUGCACGAGGAGAUUCAGGUGGAGCAGAGGAGAGCCGAGCAAGACCUGAAGGUGGAACAGGCCAAGGUCCAUCAGCAGCAGUCUGAGAUUCAACAGUGGGUCCUGAAGCAGAAACAGCGUCUAGCAGCCAUAGAGCAGAAGGUGACCCACGAGCUGGGGGUGCAGACGGACUUGUUGACCCCUCCACUAAUGCACUCGGGGUCAGGAGAAGGAGGUCAAGAGGACUGCCGACCUCCAUCUGCGCUGGGCGACUGCAAGCGGGUGGUGCAGGAGGAGCUUCUCCGACAUCACGCCCUGGGCCGAGUGGAGAACCGCGUGAGGCGCAAGCGGCUGCACUACCAGCUGCAGAGGAUCGCACGCAAGCGCCAUCUGCUGGAGGCCAAGCAAGAGCUGCAGCGAUUGGUCAACAGCGUGCCCCCAGGACAGGAGGGACCGUCGUCUCUGGAGAUGGAGUCAAGUUCAAGAGGGCGACCUGUCCUGCUGCGCCGGCAUUCCUUUUCUGCAGAUCUGCUGUCACGUCUCUAUCCCCAGCACACACCCAUUUUUAGUCAAUUCCUGAGGAGACACAGAUCAUCUGAGUUCAUGUCGUUUGGCUAUGGGCCAAGAAAGUACUCCUCCGAUGACCGCCUCUCAGACCAGCCCAUGAGAGGGCGCUCACAGACACUACCGUCGGGUUAUGUCAGAAGAAGCAGGAGCAGAGCCAGGUCUUCGGAAAACCUAAAAUCCCCUCUGAAGGACAGGAAUACCACUGAGGCCAGUAAUGGAAACUCUUCAGGGACCAAGACUGGCACAACCAGACGGGGGUCAUUGCCUAGGAGCAGAUCUAACAGUCAGAGUAAAGAUACAACUCUAGAUGAAAAUUCCAGCAAGGCCUGCAAGAAACAUUUGCCCAUAAUCAGCAAGGGUAGUCAGCAAAAGAACUCUUCAAAGGGUUCGCAUGGAAGCAAUAAGGGACUGGAGAAGAUUCGAAAGGUUUUCUCACAUUCGGUGGGGACUGGAAUCAAAACGGCCUUAGCAAAGGUCUUCCGCAAGCCUCCACUAGGCCUGCGAGCAGGAAGGAGUGCAAAAUCUUUCAAAACAUCAGGGAAACCUUCUGGGAAGUCAGGCAAAGGCAUUGAAGAUUGUGAGACAACUGAAAAGCAAGGGAAAGCACCCCUGAAGGCAACAGUGUCUUUAGACAACCUCGAACACGCAGUAACAGCCUCUCCAGAAGUAGACCCCAUACAGAGGCGAUGGCAUAGUGCCGAGGCCCUCUCGCCUCGACCCAAAAGGUCUGAAAGGGGACAGCAAGACCUGGCACAAUGGAUUGAGAGCCUCCAGGAAGAGGAAGGAAACAUGUCAGACUGUGAUAGCCUGUUCUCAACUGACUCGUUGUCCUCUGCAUAUGCUGCGGCCUUAGCGGAACAGCUCAGGCAAGAGGAAGGCGAUCAGGAGCAGAGUGAGCCAGAGAGUGUGGACAGUCAAAUGUCCGAGGACUCACUGGUCAUGGCCGGCAGCGGAAAACAUGCAACUGUGAGACCUGCUGUGAAACAUAUGCAGGCACCCAACAAUCUUCUGCUCUGCAGUCAAAUCCCACAGCCAUACCAAGAGGAGAAGACCACUUUGGAUAGCCAUGUGCCAGAUAAAAUGGAGGCAGUUAUGGAAGUGUUAGAUGAGAUGCCUGCAGAGGCUUACUGGAGCUUGGGUGGAACUCCAAAGAUGAAAGUCCGUGCUGGUGGAAUGUUCAAGUCUAACUGUGAUAAACCCCUUUGUGUUGACUCUGACCAUGAAGACAACCAAGCUCCAUCAAAGAUGAAUGAACAACCAGCCAGCCCUCACUUAACUACUACAAGCACCCCUCGCUCCCUCAGCAAUUGUAGUGUCAGGGAGCCUGAGAGUUUGUUAGCUUUAACAGACGCCUGGUCCUCCAUGGAUGCUGCAGAUAGUCCAAGGAUGCCUAGGCCCACCUCAGGCCACAAGGCUUCCCAUGACCGACUGAACGAAAGCGAAAGGAGUUUAAGCCUUAGCUUUCAGGACCUGUCUGACCACAUCAGUGGCUCUGACUGCCACAGUUCAUUAUCUGCUGAAUCCACAGAUGGUGAGAACACCACACUGCAGGUAGAGAAGUGCUGGGAAUCUGACAAAAGUAGUGAGGAGGACCCACAAAGUCACUUUUUAAGAUCAUCAGAAGUUGUGCUCAGCUCAGGAAACACAUUGACUCUGACGAAUGUGGAGAUGCUCAGCGAGACUGAUGGCGAGCAGGUGAACUCCCAGGAUGUUGAGGAAUCUAAGCAGGACAGAACACAGGCCCUUGUGAAUAAACAACUCAUAGACUCACAUGCAGCUGAUGCACAUAGUAGCCAUGUUGAGAUUAUCAGUUCUAACAAAACUAAGCCAAGUCCAGUCCAUGUGUCAAACAAUAAUACCCAUGGCAGUGAGAACAUGUCUGCCACAGCACAAUCACAAUUCUUGCAUCUCAGUCCAAACUCAGCAAUAGCUGAUGUGUUGGACUCAAAUCAGUUAAUUCCACUAGGUAAAACAGCUACAGAUUUAAUCCACACUAAUAGGACAGAUUCCCCAGAGGUAAAGGAGAGUCUAGAUUUUAAGUCCUCGAACAUUGGUUGUCUGACUCAUGGCAGUGAGAUGUCAGUGAACUCUGAUCUGCUGGAUGCAAAGCACUUGGUUCCACAAUGUCAAGGAGCUAAUUUGCACAUAAAUCCCCAAGGCAGUGAUGGGAAAAAACUUGCUCAAGCGACAGAAAACAUCAAAAGUCAUAAAACUACAGAAUCUAUCCAAUCUGAUAGAAUGUGUUCCACUGAAGUGAAGGACAGCCUCAAUGCCAAGUCUUCGAACAUUAACAAUCUGACUCCUGGCAGUGAGAACAUGUCUGAACAAUCACAAUUCUCAGAUCUAAGUCAGAUGUCAGUGACUGCUGAUGUGUUGGAUUCAAAGCACUUGGUUCCACAAUGUCAAGGAGCUAAUUUACACACAAACCCCCAAGGCAGUGAUGGGGAAACACUUGGACAUGUGGCAGAAAACAUCACAGAUGAAAUAGCUACGGAAUCUAUUCACACUAAGAAGACAUAUUCCACAGAGGUAACGGACAGGCUUGAUUUCAAGUCUUCUGACAGUAGUCAUCUGACUCAUGAGUCUGAACAAUCACAAUUCUCAGAUCUAAUACUAAAUUCAGUGACUGCUGGUGUGUUGGAUUCAAAGCAGUUGGUUCCACAAAGUCAAGGAGAAAAUGUACUCAUAAACCAUCAAGGUGUUGGGGAAACAUGUGGCCAUGUGGGAGAAAACAUUAAAAGUCAGAAAGUUACUGAAUCUAACCAAACUAAUUGGACAUAUUCCACGGAGAUAAAGGACAGACUUGGUUUCAAGUCUAACAUUAGUUACCUGGCUCCUGACAGUCAGAGCAUGUCUGAACAAUCACAGUUCCCAGAUCUAACUCAAAUGUCAGUGAACUCUCAUCUGCUGGAUGCAAAGCACUUGGUUCAACAAUGUCAAGAAGCUGAUUUACACAUAAACCCCCAAGGCAGUGAUGAGAAAAAGUUUGCUCAAGUGGCAGAAAACGUCACAAGUCUAAAAGCUACUGAAUCUAUCCAAACUAAUAGGACAUAUUCCACAGAAGUGAAGGACAGCCUCAAUCCCAAGUCUUCCAACAUUAACAAUCUGACUCCUGGCAGUGAGAACAUGUCUAAACAAUCACAAUUCUCUCAAAAUCUUACUCCAAAUGCAGUUACUGGUGAUGUGUUGGAUUCAAAGCAGUUGGUUACACAAUAUUGUGCUAAUUUAUUCGUAAACCCUCAAGACAGUGAUGAGGGAACACAUGGCCUUCUGGCAGAAAACAUCAAAGAUCAAAAACUUACAGAAUCGAGCCAAACUAAUAGGACAUAUUCUCCAGACGUAAAGGACAGACUUGAUGUCAGCUCUACUAACAUUAGUAAUCUGACUCUCCAUUCACGUAAUAGUGAAUGUAGUAAGACAGUCAUUGACUCAAAAAGCACUUUAGAAAGAAAAGAUGAUCAGUUUCUUCUCAGUUCUACUCCUUAUCUAAAAUCGACAGUAUCAGCAGCUGCCCCAGUUCCAGCAAUUAACUCGGAAUAUCAAGUGAGUAACGUGUCAAUACCAUUGCUUUAUCCUGCAGUUGAGGAAAAUGGAUGUUUCGAACAUCUGUAUGGACAAGGCAAAUAUGUAAAUGCGUCUUCAAACUUGGUGGAAGAAAUUUAUCAGACUAUUGAACCAAGCAAAGAAAGUGAAUACUCUGAAUUAGAGAAGGCGUCAACAAAUGAAAAUGAUUGUGGUAUAAGCGCAGAUGUGAACCCUGUACAUCAUCCAUGUGUUGCCACUGAACAUCAUUCUGUGUGCCAAAGUGGGCAGAGCACAGUUGUUCCUCAGUUGACUGAUCGAGUAACUCAAAUAAGUAAACAGGAGCCUCCUGUCAAACAAACAAAAAUAUUACCAUGCCAGACUGAACUCGUACCACAAUGCCAAGAUAAAACUCAGCAAGUGUACACACCUUCUGGCUUGGCUGGAACCAAUGAUCCAAACGAAAGGGUGAAUACUGUCAGUUCUCACCUAUUAAGCAAGCCUGGCCCAGAUUUGACCUUAACAAGCACUUUAAAAGGAAAAUAUGAGAAGUGCCUUGAAAAUUCCAGUCCUUAUCUCAGUUCCACAGUAUCUGGAAUUGUUCCUGCAUUAGAGGAAAAGGGGCUUGAUGUACCGAAAGAAGCCCAAAUUAGUCAUGGUACCAAAGUGGAUGUUAUCAGGUCAUUGGAAAGGAGUGUUGGGGAGAACGCCAAUAACGGCAUUGAUCAUUCUGUUGAGGGCCACUGCAAAAUUGCCAGCGCAGACAUUCCUGUGUAUACCAAAGAUUUGCUGCCACACAGAAACACACGCCAAUCAAAAGAUGUGCUUGAUAGUUUGGGGUAUGUUUCUUGUUACACUACGACAGAAGCCAGUCACAAUCAAGAGCUCGAAUCUCAGAGUGUAAUGUGCAGAAAGUCACGAAAAAGAAAUAAAGAUAGCCAAGAUGCACUUUCAAGCUCAUUGAAAUUCCCCAAGAGAUCACAUUCUUCACCCCCAAAAUCGAUAUGUCCAACUUCUCACCGAACUGAAAAAGACAACAAAGACAAUUACAACAAUCAACUGAACGAAUCUUUCACGUGUAAAGAUGAGCAUCUAGUGACAAGCAUGCCCUGCAUUCUUUCAGAAGAGAAAUGUGUUUCAGAGCAAAGUGUUGCGGAAAAGAACAUUGAGAAUACAGUGAAAAUUACAGACCCUAAAUUAGGCAGAUGUGGCACAAAAAAUGCUGAUGUCAUUAGUCAAAAAAUAUCUGAAGUGGUGCAGAAACAUCUAGAAAUGUCCAUUGACAAAGAUGAAUUGGAGAGCCUGUCAUUUGUUGUUAACAGUGAUGCUAAGAUUUCAAUUCAAAAUGAGAAAGCUCAAAGAUGCAGUGUAUCUUAUCCUUCACCCUCGCAAACUGUACCACUGAAGUCAGAUGAAAACAGCCCUAAAAAAGACACAUCAAGUCUAAGCCAACAGCACGACCUCAGAUCAAGUCCAAUUCGUAAGGACCAAACAGGUUGUAGGACCACAGGGGUCAGUGAAAGCAUGGACACGAAAAACCCAAGGAGCACUGCAGGGCACACAAAUGAGGAAAGUUUAAACAAAGGCUCUUCUGUACUGCCACAACAGGAUAUCCCAAGGGAAUUGCAAAUGGGCAGUAAGUCGAAACGAGAAAUAAUACCCGGAGCAUUCAAAGAACAUGGAAAAGGGGUUCAGUCAGAUGCAUGUGUUUUUAGUGCCAGUGAGGGGGGAAGGGCUCUCAGUACUGUUGGCUCGAUGCAGCACACAGAAUCACAUAAUGUAGAUGGCAUGGAGAAACACAAGGCCUUUGUUAUGACUGGAUUACUCAGAGGAUCGGAAAGCAGCGUGUCCCAUUCUGUUGAGACUGCAGUUCGAUCUUUAUCUACAACAUGCCUUAAAAGACAGUUUGCAAAAGAUGUUAUGAGUGCUUCUGAAAAUGACAUCAGUAACAUAUCAGUGCCAGUGUUGUUUUCUGGAGCUGGAGAAAAGGGCCGUUGUGAGCUGGCAUAUGGGCAGUUCCCACAUUUGGAUGAAUCUUCAAUUUUUGUAGAUGAAAUCCAUGGUGCUAGGACUGUUGAUCUAAGCAAAGCAAGUGAAUAUUCUGCACUGAAGAACACAUCAACAGAUGAAGAUGGAUUGAGUGCAAGAACAUUUGUUGCCACUGAACAUCAUCCUGUAUGCCAAAGUGGGCAGGGCACACUGGUUUCUCAGUUGAAUGAUCCGACAAGAAGUGAAAACUGUUUGCAAGAACCUCCUGUCAAACAAACAAAAAUAUUUCCAUCUCAAGCUGAAUUCACACUUCAGUGCCAAGAUACACAAUCAAGGCAGUCACACAAUUCCUCUGAGUCUACUGAACACCUUGAUCUGAAUAAUAGUCAGAAUACAUUUAGUUCCCACAUGACAAUGAAUAUCCCACAGCAGAGGACAGUUCAAACGUGUUCUAAAGUGUCUGUUGGAAACUCACUGAAAUCUAAAGAGGUCGUUCAAGCUCGUGCUAGCAUCCAGCAAUAUCCUACUGACAAAAUACCAUCAAAUGAUUCAAGUAGCAUGAUACUGAAUGCUGAAGGAAAACAGCUAGGGCAAGAUUGUCUUCAGGGGACUGAGAGAGGGAAAUACAGUGCCACUGCUUUGUCUCAACGUGCAUGCCAUAAACCUCAAUACUCCAAUGUUGCUCCCCAAUCAUUCACAGACUCUGAGCAAAAACAUUUCAAACAUGUAGCUGUGGAUGUGCCAACUGCCUCCCAAACAAAGACUAAGCCAUUAAGUGACACAGGACCCAAGUAUACUAACAGAAUUGAAUUGGAGGUUCCAAGUCAUAGUAAAUAUGUAGCUGAUGGAUGCGAUAAAAUGGCAAAAGGAAAACAACAGCUACCUGUCCCAUUACCUGAGCAACUGAUCCAUUUACAAGAGAUCACCUCAAAUAUGAGGGUCAAAUCUGAGGUCUUGAUUGAGCUAUCCAAACCAAGGACAACAAAUUGCCAACUGUCAAAAAGUUCUGAAGACACUGACUCAAUGGAUAAUUCUCAGAUGAGUGAAUAUUCAGAUUCCAAAGGUCAUGCAAAAACUAAAGAUGGUAAAGGCAGCAGAGUGGCCGAUAGUAGGAAAGUGAAAACAAAAAGGUUUAGAAGAACUCAAGCCAUGACUGUUCCAAGUACAUCGAGUGAGUCAGUACUGGACACUUCAUCUGAGGAAAAUAUUCUUGUUAAGAUCCGUCAACAAAGAUUGUCUACCAGGACUAAAUCUGAAGCUCAGGCAUAUGGCAGACAACAAGAACCUAAACACAGCAGAGCAAGCCCAUGUGAAAUUCAUGCUGAUAGUCAAAAUUCAAAAACGCCCUUGAGUAGAAGUCAAAUUACAGUUGAGGGGAAAGUGAAAGACCAAUAUGUUUUGCAGUCUCCAGACCCUAAGUCCUCUUGUACUCCUGUUCUGUCACCACAAAGUUAUGUGCGACCCUGUGUCCCCAUGCAAAAGAACGAACCCACAGAGACACCACAUGUCAGUGGGAGACCAGCAAAAUCGAACCAUGUUGCGGCACUAAGUGAGAAUCUAUGUAAAGCCACAGACAGUAAUCAUUUAAAGCCAAUUUCAAAUGUUUCUAAACAAAAAAUGGAAACCUCAAUGGAGAACACCACUCUUAAACAAGCAGACUCCGUUUUGCACUUUGCAUCUGUUGAUAUCAACCCAUUCAUUCACCCAUGGCAAGAUACAGAGUCCAGUAAACCAACAUACAAAAACCAAGUGUUUGGAAGCGCGGCGGAAAUAGCAAGCAAGUACCCACUUCUCAACUGUCCAGACAAACAGAUCACUAGAUGUUCUAGCAUGGAUAAUGGUCUCAAUGUGGAGAACUCCCCAUUCACCUCCCACCUCAGCACUUAUGCAAACAGCAAGGGACUCUCUAGCACCCUUAGCAGUGUGGAGGAUUUUAAAGAGCGUGUUGGCGCCAAGUCUCACCGCAUGACGUGUCACCACUCCUCUUUAGAUGCAGAUGGGGGAAACAUGACUGCUGUGUCUUGUGGCUCUGCUGACAGCAGUGCCUCUGUCGAUCUGGGGAACAGCUCUGGUCCAGUGGAUGAAAUAAUGUUGGUGUAUCCCUCGCAGCAAGAUUCCCAUUCCCAUGAACAUGAGGGGUUCAGCAUGUGCGACCACAGCACACAGACUAUAACUCCAGGUGGACACCUCAAGAGAAGGAGGUGUCAUCACAGGAGCAACAGUCAGGUUGACACUUCCCUGAAACCGAAAGUUCCUGCCACUUGGACCAGUCUUCAGGACAUGUCUGCUCACCUGUCUCAGCUUAUACACAACACGUCAGACCUUCUAGGUAAUAUUGAAUGUAUGAGGAGUGGGGCCACACAAAGACAGGAGCAUACACGGAUGAGUAGAGUGUCCAAAAGAUCUGUAAGGCAAACCAAUAUGAAGGAUGGGUCGACACAAACAGUGCUGGAUGUUGGAAUACAAACUGAAGCAGUGGAGAGACAAGUGGAAGACCCUUCAAAGGCACAUACAACUACAACUCCAGACCUGAGUCCCAGAGCCCAUGAGGUAAAUGUUAUCGUAAAAGUCAUUGGUCCAAACUCACUCAGUGCAUCCGAGGGUGACGAUAUUACCCUUUCAUUGUUUGACACAGGAAAAAGUAGAAGGCUUUCUGACUAUAUCAAGAGCAUGCCUGACCUACGAGAGAACAGGUGUCAAUCUGCUGUCCGAUCACAAUCUAAAGUCACCCCUAUGAAAGUUCCCUCUUUGGAGACAGUGUUGCCAAGCGACAGCCACAUAACCCCUGAUCUUUCUCCCAUUUUCCCCAAAGGCCUUCUCUUUGACAAACCCUCCCCCUCAGGCUCUGCAUCAUCACAAGUCAACAGAUGUUUCUCAGACAUUGAUGUUCCAGAAACUCAAACACAGAGGAGAACGACUAAGCCUUCUUCUGGCAAGCAAGUUAGCUUCACUGACCGGGCCUCAUCCCCUAUUCUCACAGUCGAAGCUGGUGUAGCAGGGCGAAAAGACCAACAUUUCAAAAGAUCAUCUACGCCACGUUAUGACACAGCUGAAAGACACUGCCAUAUUGAAUCACAGAGUUACACCAGCAAAAUCAGUUAUCCAAGGACUGAAUACUCUCAGGCUACCUCCAUAAAGUGCACCCCUGGAGAACUUCAGACCUAUGAACUAAGGAAGACAUUUAGCUCCUCAGAUAUAUCAAUUGGAACCAUCUCUACUGGACAUAUCAGUGACCUUAGCAAUUCUACUUCAGAUGUUUCGCAUGGAUUCUUAGUCAACUCAGCUCAAGGCAAAGCACAUAAUGUUGGAAACAUUCAUCAUAGAAAUGCUACUUUAAAGGGAAAUAGUCAGACUCCUUUGCAAGGAAAUGUCUGUCCGCUAAGUGUAAAAUGGGUGCCUUCUCCCUCGCACCACAACUUUUCAUACCAGCAGCCUGACCUCUACAAACAACAACUGAGACAUCAGAUGGAGCUUUUUUCAUCCUUUGAUGAACAACCGUUGCUAGGCCAUCAAUACAUUACAAAACCACACAGAAACCCAGAAGAUCAGGAAGCUGAAUUCAACCAGUCUUUUGAGGUACCCGGUAGACACCCAACUCUGGAACAUCAGGAUGAUGACCUCAUGUCAGUUGCUCCAAGUGAGUGCAACACUGAUGUUUUGGUUAGCAUCAAUCCCCUCAAAGAAACCCAUCCUCCACCAAAUGAGCAAAUGGUCCCCGAAGACUUACCACUGCACAACAAAUUCAACAACUGGUCAGGACUAAGUCAACAUGGACGAUCGCAAGUCACCAGGAGUACUCGCGACAAAAGCAGCUCUGUGCAGAACAUCCUACAGUCUGAGAGCCUGAACUCCAGUUUUAACACCCACUCAGUUGUGCAGAAAGAUGGCAGGAUGAGUGAGAUAGAGAGACUGCGUAAAGAGAGAGAGAAAGUGAUGGCCAGUGUGCACUUGGAGAUGAACCCUCACCAGCUGACCGUGGAAAUGGCAGAGGCGAAGUUGCAUUACGGGCAAGGAGAGACAGACGCCUUGCUGAAGGCACUGAAGUCCCCAACAGAGCAAUCACCUCCAAUUACCAAGCAGUGCUUGUAUAACAGGCAUAGGAGGAGUAUCGAAGGGUUGAGAGAGGAGAGAGAAGCUCGUCUUCAGACCUGCCGUCGUGCUCGUAGCCUCAGCCCCAGCAAACAUGGCAGCCUUGUCGCUCAUGACCUCAACUCCUCCCCUAAGGCCAAUCACACCCCUUCAGGCAGGCGGGAACAUCUUCAACACCUGCGGCAAGAAGUGGUUGACACUAGCAGAGUUCCAGAGCCUCAGAGGAGAGGCCGUCCGUGUCCUUCAGAGAUCGAGAUCCUGUUGCGAGACUACAGCCGCGCUCGUGAGGAGGCAAGAACGGAAAUCGCCCGAGCACGGGACCGGCUUCGUGAACGCACGGAGCAGGAAAAGAGACGGCUGCAGCAACAAACGCUGUCUCAAGUGGUCAGGGAUGACCUGCGCUUUCGUAACAGGGUGAGCAACAGCACUCUCUGCACCGGCUCCAGCCUCAGUCUAGCCUCCAGCCCCACUUCAGGAUACAACAGCAGCAACCCUGCCAUUGUCCGAGACAUGCAGGUGGCUGGAGCAUCAGAGUCGGGGUCCAAGGUGGUGGCCCGUCCUCCUAUCGCUGCAUGCCAUAAUAUGAAGUUGCAGAGAACAUGGACAUCAGCCCAGGAUAUUCGUCUGGAGCAGCAGCAGGGGUCAGAAAGGGACUCCGCCGUUCCUUCAGCCUCUGCCUCGGCUUCCCCCUCCUCCCCUCCAUCUCUCCGUCCGCGAGCCCUCUCUUUUGGCUCCCCCUCUUCUCUGGCCACCGCCUACCAGGACAUCGCCUCUCGUGCCCUCACUCACGCACUGGCAGAAGUCCGUUUGGCCAGCGCUGGGCAGUUGAGCAACCUCUUGGCUGGGAAGAGCGCAGCUGGAUGGAGGCAUCAGGGUACAGAGCGUGGGGUGCAGGUGUUCCACAAGUCUGCGCCGAGGGCCACCGUGCACGGCUUCCUGGGGGCCAUGGAGCUGCAGAGGCCCUUGGAGAGCCUGUGGGGGGUGGUGCGGGACCACUCAAAGGCCCACCUCUACAACCCCUCUGUCAGCUCCAGCUGGACACGAGCACUGGAUGACAGCACUCAGCUCGUUUACAUGCUGAGCAACCCUUCUUCCUUCAACCUGAAGCAACCGCGAGAUUUCUGCUGCAUCAGUGUCGAGGCAAAACAGGAGAGGCGGUGUGUGCUGGUUAUGCAGUCUGUGUAUGAGGAGUCUCUGCCGAGACCCAGUGUGGAUGCCGUCCGGGCCGAAGUGCUGCCCAGUGCAUGGAUCUUGCAGCCCAGCCGCAAGCACGGCCAAGACUGCGUCACUGUUAUAUACAUGCUGCAGGUGGACUUGGGUCCCCCAGCCCUUCCUCACAGAUUACUAGGUGCUAUUGCUCGAAAACAGGCCUCCGUCAUCGCUGAGCUGGAUGCAUUUCUCUCCCUGUGAAUAUGUAGUUACUACAUCUGUUUGCAAGCUAAAGCAAAGUUGCUAGGCUUGUCAAGACCGCAAUGACCACUGGCUAUAUAGUAUGGAGCUGGGGUGUGUUUCCCAAUACCACAGUUGCUAGCUAUUUAGCAACUUUGUUGGCUGGCAAUGGUUCCAUUGUGACCAACAAAGUAGAUAUUGUUGUUAGUGACUAUAGGUUUUUGGUUGAAACGGACACCAGUAUAGAAUAGCAGCUAUCUCUUGCAAGAGCAUUGUAGCUAAUAGGAAACAAGUGCUUCUGCAUGCUACCAUGUACAUUAGCUUAGCUCUGAAGUAGACCUACUGUGUGUUUUGUGUCAGUAGCUUGCAGUUAUACAUGUGAACACUUCCACUUACGGAGGUCUUAACUUAAGUCCUCACUGAAAUUUGCACCAUUCUAUUUUUUUACUAGUAAAAUUAUGUGUGGCGUUUCUUUGACUUCACUCUAUAUUCGCACUGAAAUGUAUAUAUGUGAAUCAGCUUAUCUUCUUGUUUCUUAAUGAAGUGUUUUUAUACUGGAGUUUUGUAUAAUCUAUUUCAAUCACGUUGUGCCAAAGAGCUAGCAUCAGUUCUUGUUGUUUAUGACAUUUAUUUUAAUCUAAAUGUUCUCUUUUGCACUUUUUUUUAAUUCCAAAGUGCUCCUUACUUUUUACAGAAUCAUCCAUGAAUCUUUAACACACAUGUAAAAAUCAUACAAUGAAGAAUUAAGUCUUAUAUUUUGUUUUUCAAUAUAUUUUUUGUAGCCCAACAGAAUUGGAUGCCUGGUACUUUAUAAGCUGAGUUGUUGCAAUCAAAACGGGUGGCGGAAAGAAUAUUAUAUUUGGUUAUUAUUUUGCUAUCAGUAAUUUUUUUACUUGAAUUUUUUUAUUUGAAUUUACAUGAAGGAUAUUGGCGUCCUCUCACAGUAUGUAAAAGUUAAUGGAAUAUCAAGUGCUGUAGCAUGGGCAGGUUCACCUGUAAAUUCUGGUGCAUAUUGCAAGUAUAUGUUUAUUCCAGCCUAUAUGAACAACUGUCUGUAGUUUACCUUCUCAAUCUUCUAGGCCAAGUGAGUGGACAUUUAGCAUUAAAAAUAUUUUUGACAUCAUAGCAGCCACUCUCAAGGAUCAAAAUAAUGACAUAUAUGCACUAAAAUGUAUGAUUAUACUUAAAAGGUCUAUUUGUAAACCUGUGUUCUUCUGAUAAGCUUAAUUUAUGUCUGUCUAUUAUUAAUGCCUUCAGUAUUUUUUAUUUGGAAUGUGUACAUUAAGAGUCUUCAGAGUCGAUGGGAAAGCAGUGGAAAGUUACCAGUAAACUCUUAUCAUAGUUUGUCAUUCCAUUUGACAUGAAUUUACUGUAACGAGCUGUAGACCAGUGGCAGCACAUCUUGUCAAAUCAUAUCUACGUCUUAUCGUUUACAAAGAUUUUAAAUCUUUGUUUUUGUUGGAACACUGUCUUGAUUCCACAUCGAACCCCAAAAUGAAGGACCAGUUUUCUGUGAGACUAGACAGGGAAACUUUACAAAGGAAAUGUUCUCCUUUAAGUUUUAGAAUAGAUGUUACAUCAUUCUACAACCAUAAUCUAUCUUGAAAAAAUGUAGCAUUUGACAAGAAUGUGCACCAUUUAAAUAUGUAAUUUAUCAUUUAUGUUUGUUGCAUUUCUUCUGUAUCUGAAUAUUUUUAUACGUCUAUGACAUGUUUUAAUUUAUGUGCAUAAGUGUAUCAUUUUCUUAA
Messenger RNA from Engraulis encrasicolus (European anchovy), 15603 nucleotides. RefSeq names its product StAR-related lipid transfer (START) domain containing 9 (gene stard9). The transcript has 33 exons. The coding region runs from base 248 to 13876 and encodes 4542 amino acids. Gene Ontology annotation, biological process: microtubule-based movement. The record is from RefSeq and is a predicted model, not a curated record. Lineage: Eukaryota; Metazoa; Chordata; Actinopteri; Clupeiformes; Engraulidae. Gene Ontology annotation, molecular function: lipid binding; ATP binding; microtubule motor activity.